AUGACAACCAAAAAUCUACUACUAGUUUUUGUUGCACUUGUUGCUCUAAGUCCAUGCAAUGCAUUCACACUUCUCAAAGAAGAUCCAAUUUGUGAAAAUGUGAAUGCUUGUUUUGAAUAUUGUGAAAAUUUUGUAGAUGGAAUUACUGGAUCUCCAUCUCAGGAGUGUUGUGACAACUUAAUGAUAUUGAAUGGCAAUGUAAAUGACGAGGAUGAUGGAGUCCGUAGAUAUUGUUCAUGCAUCGAAGAUUUCAGCAAUAACCACGAUCAUCCUCCUUAUCUCCAGUCACGAAUCGAACUACUUAAUCAAAUAUGUAGUAUUCAUCUUAAGUUCCCCAUCUCUGAACAUAUGGACUGCUCUAAGCUUUAGUAAGAGACUUGUGUUUGAGGGAAGCUAUAGUAUGUAUGUUCGUUCACCUAAUCCAUUAAAUUAAAAUGGCCUGCGAAAUUAAUGUAUACGUACGGCUGAAAAUAUAAUAAAUUUAUCUAGCUAUUGUAUACGAUCUCAAAU
Capsicum annuum is the source of this 510-nucleotide messenger RNA. Its product is annotated as non-specific lipid-transfer protein 13. Gene Ontology annotation, biological process: lipid transport. Gene Ontology annotation, cellular component: membrane. Gene Ontology annotation, molecular function: lipid binding. The transcript is spliced from 2 exons. NCBI's taxonomy places the organism in Eukaryota, Viridiplantae, Streptophyta, Magnoliopsida, Solanales, Solanaceae. The record is from RefSeq and is a predicted model, not a curated record. Bases 1 to 369 code for a protein of 122 amino acids.